CUUAUCUAUUUAUCUCCUGCUCUCUCCUCAUCCCCCAUUCCACGUUCUCAGUGUUCGUCGUUGUUGCCGAUCCUUUUGUGAAUGGUGUAUGUGGGUGUACUGUUGAUGGUGCCCCUUCCUCUCUUUAGACGUGUUAGGGCAAAAGCCCACGAGCAAACGGCGCAGUGGCCCCUUAUUCCAUGUCUCUCCAGGCUUGAAUCGUUUGCCUCAUGCAACAAGGGCUGGUAUUACCGCUGCCUUGGCCUCGAUCCCUUGAAUUUAUUUCACUGACCUUAAAUUGAAUUGCCCCAAUUCCUUGCCCUGGCCUCGAUCCCUUGAAUUUAUUUCACUGACCUUAAAUUGAAUUGCCCCAAUUCUUUGCCCUGGCCUCGAUCCCUUGAAUUUCGACCUUUAAUUGAAUUGCCCCAAAUUAGUUCCUCUCUCUAGAUUCUGCGCCUCCUCCUGUUUCCCUCUCUAAAAAUGGCGGUUUCUCAGCCCUCGAACCAGGUGAAUGUCUGGAAGAAACCCAUGCGCGUUAAACGUGUGAAGAAGUGGGGUCUAUUGAGGUCUCUUGAUGUAUUCCAUGCAUUCUUCAAAAAGAAAAAGGAGGUUGCAGAUCUCAUGCUUAUCAGCAUAAACAUUCACGAGAGCACAGGCCACCUGCUCUCGUGCCCCCUGCGAUUUCUUGUGAGGGUCGAUGACACAGUUUUCACUGUUAUUCAGACUGCGCUUCGAUCUUACGCUCGUCAGGGUAGACUCCCUGUCCUCGGCAAUAAUUCCGACGACUUCUUCCUCUACUGCGCCAAUUCUGACUUCAUAGCUCUGAGUCCAGUGGUGCCCAUCGGUAGGACUGGAGGGAGGAACUUUCUGCUCUACAAAAAGAAGUAGGAGGAAUACUACUUCGGUGAACAGCAUAAACAACAAGGAAGAAGAGGAGGAAUGGUCAAAGGGCACGCCACUAACUGGAAGCAAUGGAUCAAUAAUUCUCUCUCCUUCAACCUCUCUCACUGAGCACCAUAAUUUUUCAUUAUUUCACUAGAAAUACAUUAAUAUUGAGAACCUCUCUCAUGUCACAGUGUUUUUUAUCUAUUUAUUUAUUUUAUAGUUAGAUUGAUGUUUAAAGUGCACGUUGUUACAAUAAAAUAGAUCUUAACG
Amborella trichopoda is the source of this 1134-nucleotide messenger RNA. RefSeq lists its product as uncharacterized. Lineage: Eukaryota; Viridiplantae; Streptophyta; Magnoliopsida; Amborellales; Amborellaceae. The record is from RefSeq and is a predicted model, not a curated record.